Molecule: messenger RNA, 1119 nt
Organism: Cryptococcus wingfieldii CBS 7118
Lineage: Eukaryota; Fungi; Basidiomycota; Tremellomycetes; Tremellales; Cryptococcaceae
Exons: 3
Coding region: 1-1119 (372 amino acids)
Source: RefSeq, a predicted model, not a curated record
AUGUCCUACCUCCCCGCCUCCUGCUACAGCGACAGCUCGCCCCCAUCGCCCAGCAUCCUCACCCCCGGCCUCCCCUCGUCUCCCCAGUUCCCUGCCCCCAAGUAUGCCACCACCAAGGGCUUCCCUCUCUUACCCCCCAGCCAUCCCCUGCGGACCCAACUCUGCAGCCCCCAUGAGCAGAGUCCAGUCAGCCCCCUGUGUACACCCAAGGGACACCCAAUCGAACCCAAAUCUUAUCCUUGGUCAUACCCCACCAAAAAGCCCAGCCCGGUGCUGAACCCCUAUACACAAGACGAGACCACCGCCAGCCGCCUCGUCCAUCUGCUCCGAAUCCCUCGGAGACUACGUCCCUUUCUACUUCUCGCCACCUGUCUGGCGACAUUCAGCUUCAUCCUCGUUUCCCGUACCAUCUCCGGCUCAAGCCGAGCGUCCGUCUUUUGGCCAAUGCAAGAAGGCGACUUUGCGAAACGCGAUGUCUAUGUCCAGCAGGCCUUCAACGAUCACGCUGUACCGGGCAAGGUGGGGAGCGCGAGCAAGGAGGUCAAAGUGGAGCCUUUCAAGUUUGAAAAUGUCGAACAAGAGUUUGCUGCUCUCAUGUCUUUUGUGACGGCUACGACAUCCAACGUGAUGACCCAUACCGACCCGGCCCUCCCUCUAGACCCCUCGCUCGUGCUCGACUUUGAUCCGGCGAGUCCCCGUGCUCGGGCAGACCUCGAGCUCGUCCAAUCUGAAAUCAACGCCCUCUACCCUCUCGUCCUUUUCGGCAAGAUGCGCGAUCCUCGCUACCGCGAGCUCAAAAGCCUCCUCUCGCAAGUCAAGAUCUCGCCCCCACCACUCGUCAUUGAAGUCGACCAGCGGAGAGAUCAGACUGUCUUUAUCCCUACCAUCGCGAGAUUACUGGGCACCGACGACUUGCCGCAGAUCACCCUCCAAGGCAAGCCUUUGGGCAGCUACGAGGAGCUUGUCGAGAUGCACACCGCGGGAACGUUGUUUAGCCACUUCGAGGCUACAGGCGCGGUAGAGGUCAAGGAGCUAAAAAAGAAAUCGAGAGGAGAGAGGGAGAGGGAGAGGCUGGAGAAUGAGCGAGUACUGGGCCCGGCGCCCGUCGCUGCAUUCUAG